Messenger RNA from Oryzias latipes (Japanese medaka), 4214 nucleotides. The record is from RefSeq and is a predicted model, not a curated record. NCBI's taxonomy places the organism in Eukaryota, Metazoa, Chordata, Actinopteri, Beloniformes, Adrianichthyidae.
GGGGGAGGGGCUGCUCGGUCCAGUUCUCUUAUACAGUCAGUUGUACAACCAGUUUUUUUUUAUAAAUACAGGAACUGAACAUUUUGUAUUUGUAAGUCAGUUAUGUCAGUAACACUUUGAAUUUCAGAUCUUUUUUUUUACCCAUAAAAUCUAAAUUUGAUCCAAGGUCUACUAAAACCUUGGAUCAAAUUCAUAUAUAUAUUUUUUAGAUCUUUUAAAUGUGAAAUCACUGAGAAAACGGCAAACUGUGGUUAAAACGGGGUAAACGUGUGGUGACUGAAUGUGAACAGACACACCGCCUGCUGCCACGGCUCAGUCCUUAACAAAAAAAACGCAAAAGCUCUAUUUUAUUCAACAGGACCAGUCUGACAUUUAACCCCAAAAUGCUGAACUUCAAAGUGUUGGCUGCAGAAAAACCCCAUUUAGGAUGUCCAAAAGUGUCUUGUUUGUGCAGUAAACUCUGACCUGUUUCUGUACACGUUUCAGAGGUUUUUCCUUUUGAGGAGGUAGGGGACAUCACAAAUGCUUGUGUCCAUAACUGUUUGGUUUUUUUUACCCUUUUUGUAUUUUAUAUCUCCAGGGACCUUCUUAAAUGACCCUCCCCACCCCAUUCUGCCCCCCUGUCACGAAGUGUUUGAUCUCGGAGUAAGACCACCUGAGCGUUUGGGUGCCGCCUCUGGUUACGGAUUUUCAUUGGCUUAAAUGUUGUGCUUAUGCAGUGCAUGCUUCUGAGGGAUCAGGGUAAGAUGGAAUAAUUGUUUUUGUUCCCAUCUGUUUUUUAGGUAGCUCCUACUCUUAGAGGACGACCAAGUCACCUUAGCUCUUCGGUGCAUGUUUAAUUGCAUUUUUUUUCUUGAAUCCCUCGACAUGCUGGCAAAAAGCUGCAGAUGAGCCUCCAAGUGAAAGGCCUUAACACCAGCGUUUCUAUCCUCUCACUGUCUUUGUUGGGGCGGACAACUGGGGCGGUUUCUAGACCCUCUCAGGUUUUUUUUUGCAGAACUCUGCACUGUCUGUGAAAUGAUGGACUGACUGCUCUGUGUGUCAACCCCAAUGUUGUACUUUUCAGGCCACCGUUCUCAGACGCGUUUGUGUGAUUGUGCGGGUAAACGGAGGACGCCGUCAUUGACUUGAACGCCCCGCCCACAGGUUUCUCAGAUGAGACACGGCCGCACGGUUCCCUCCUGUUGGUUUAGGGGAGUGGAACGGCUUUUAUGGCGGCAGGACUGUGGUGUUGUCUCUGUGUAAGACGCGAGUGCUGAAGCGCCGUCACGUGAGGACGCUGAGUCUGCUUUUCCCCGCUCCCCAAGGAAAAAAAUGUUGUGUUUCUGGUUUCUGAAGUUCUACAUGUGUAGACCAUGAACGUAGAUAUUUCCUGUUAACACUACAGGGUGUCAGUGAUGUGAAUUGCAAAUGUCAUUUGUCUUCAUGAUGAUUUUCAUCCCUCAAAGCGCCGCAUUGAUUGUCUUGAUGGGAGGUGCCUGUGAGUAAACCCCGUACAGGGGAAGCAAAGUGCUCUGCUCCUGUAACCUGAGUGCUCUUUCUGUUUUUUGACAGAGGUGUCUGUAGUCUGUCCUUUAUUUGGAGGCAGCGUCCACCUUUAGUUGGUAACCUUGCUAUUUUCGGGGGCUCUGCGGUCUGUUAAAAGUGUGGUUGUUCGCCCAGCAGGAGUCUUGCCUCAGGCUGGCCUAAAAUGGGCAGAACUGGUGGUGAACAAAAGCUGCUUGUCGCUCGUACAAACGUACUUGAAGCGCUGCAGCCGGGACCACGCUGCGUUUCUAUUGCCUGUGCCUCUCAACAGGAAAGCAGAGACCCAACAUGUUCCCAAAGGGCACCAAGCGCAAGUUCUCCGACCCGGCCGAGGAGCCGGCUUCCAGCGGUGACCCGGGCCCGGCGGUCCCGCCCCCAGCGGCUCGGACGCUGUCGUCCUCGUACAGCCUGCAGCGGCAGUCGCUGCUCGACAUGUCGCUGAUCAAGCUGCAGCUGUGUCACAUGCUGGUGGAGCCAAACCUGUGCCGCUCGGUGCUCAUAGCCAACACGGUGCGGCAGAUCCAGGAGGAGAUGACCCAGGACGGCACCUGGCAGAUAAUGACCCAGGCGCUGGCGGCCGCCCAGUGCCCCGCUGACCGCCUGGUGGCCACCGAGGUGCUGUGCCGGCAGACCGAACCGGGGGCUCAGGCCGGGCAGAGCCCAAAGCCGUUUCCAGUGGUCGGUCUGGAGGAGGGUUACCACUCAGAGGAGGUGGUGAUGGAGGGGGAGGUGGAGACGGAGGUCACCAUGUCCACUCUGUCCCCCCAGCUGUCCUCCAGCUCUUACCUGGCAGGGCCCUUUGGCAUGGACCCCUGCUGGGACGAGGAAGACGAGGAUGGGGACUGUGAAGAGGAGGAGGAGGAGGAAGAGGAAGAAGAGGAGGAGGAGGAGGAGGAUGAGGAGGAGGACAGCGAGGAGUGCAUGUCGGAGGCAGAUGAAGCUGACCGUGACCACUUAAGUGCAGACUCCAGGACAGCUGAGCAGGUCUUUGGGACGUUUGAGAUCAAGCAUCCGGCCCCGCCUCCUGACCCGGCGCUGGAGGAGCUGUUUUCGGACGUGGACCCGUCCUACUACGACCUGGAUACGGUGCUGACGGGCAUGCAGAGCACCCCCAAAAUGGGGCCUUACGAUUUGCUGGAGAGCCUGUCCUCCCAUGCGCCCACAGCCCUGAGCUCCAGCGCCAGCUGCAGGUCCGACCUGAACGAACUGGACCACAUCAUGGAGAUCAUCGUGGGCUCCUGAAACCCAGACGGUCUCCAGUGACCCUACAGACUCCUGUCAGACUAUGCACACGCCAUGUGCACGCGCUCUCGAGGGAUUUCUAUAGAAUGUUGGAGGUUUGCGAAGCGGGAAACCAACCCUGGUACGGGAGGGGUGUUCAGACGGGCCGGGCUCGUGGCGGUCCGUCCAGAGUGGUACCUCCACAGGCCCUCCUGGUCCGGGAGCGGUUUCCUCCUUUGCUGCCAAACUCCACGUCUGUGAAGAGGCAGAGACCUUUCCCGUACCGCCACGCCACGCGUCCUUUUUCUUUUUUACACGUACUAUCCAUGUUUUUGAGGUGGACCGUCAGCUCCCGGCGGUCACGCCGUCUGCCUUUACGUUCAGCUCUAUUUAUUGUGACACGGACAGGAGGAGGUCAUCACACUACACGCAUCCCAGACCAGAACAAAGUGUAAAUCCAAAUCUAUGAAUUAAUGCAUAUUUUCCUAGAGAUUUGAGCAACUAUGAAUGGAAUAUAUGUAUAUGUACGUACAUGUAUAUAGAAAUAUAUUUUUUUGCAUAAUACAGCGGGGUGGGGGUUUUGCAGACGUCAUUUGAUAUUAUUUUUCCCUCCGGAGAUUUUUUUUAAUGUAGCCAGACUCGGACGGCGUCUUCCCACGGUUUGGCAUUGCGAGUCGACUGUAAAAGGCGUCCCUAGCGGCGUCCUCACACUUCUGACGCAGCGUUUGGAGAAAAAAAAAAGCUUUACGCAGAGCACGGAAUCGAACCUCCAACCCAGCGUUGGUUAGCACCGCGCCGCGUCUGUUCACAGUAUUUACAUUUCUCCGCUCUGCUUUUUAUACACGGAUCCAAUGAACCAAUCAGGAGCAGCUUUUUCCUAAAACAUCUGGGUGAUAACUGCAUCAAGAAGCCAUAUUUCUUUGUAUCAUUUGUUACUGCAAAUGAAGAAUUCUGUGUUUCAACCCAUCUAAUUUAUUGUUUUAUUUAUUGUAUUUAUUUUAUCCAGGUACAGACAUGCCAUAUUGACUUGUCGGUUCAAACUCCAGGUCAAAUCACGUAUUUCCAAAUUACAGCCUCCAUUUUAUUUUGGUUUUCGCUACAACCGGGUCACUCUUCAGACGACUAUGCAGCUCUGUCAUACGUGUUUUUAGAACGACUGUCUAUGACUCAAAGGUCCUUUUUAUGCAAACAGUUGCCUUUGUCCUAAAUGGGUUCAAAAUCAGAUGCAUUUUUCUCAAAUUUGUUCCGAAAUCAAUAACUCAGGCAGAUGAAAUGUAUUGAUGACAAUACAGUAUUACGACAUGCUUAAUACCGUACCACAACACUCCUGAAGGAUGUCAUUCUAGUCUGAAUGGGAGCUAGAACUUCAAAGACUAAGUAUCGUUGUAAAAUGUAUGCAUUUUUAUAUCAAACAUUGUAGCAUCUUUGUAAAUAUUUUUUUAUAAUAAAAGAUGUAACAAUUCAAA